GAGAGGGAGGGAGGGAGAUUCGAAUGACCCACAAGCUGGGUUUCGGCUCUUCUUUCUCUCUUCCUUCCAAGAAUAACCAAAAAGCGCAACCUUUCUUCUAUCCAUGUUUUCUCUCUCCCCAAUGGCUAUGGAAUAACCACAACAUGUAGACCAAGUUUUUAUCUUUUGCUUCUUUUGUGUUUUGUUGGGGAUUCUCUAGCUUUUUAUCCAAGGCUUUUGAUUUCUGGGUUUUUGAGAUAAAUGAAAAUCCAGAAAGAAGAAUUGGAUAAAAUGGCUGUGAAAGUGGAAGAAGAAGGGGAAGCUCAAGAAAUCCCACAAAUGGAAAAGGAAAUGGAAGUUACUCUUGAUGAUGCCUCCCCGAGAGGUGUAUUGGAGAUACCGGUUCUCGGUUCUGACUCCGAUCACAGCAGCAGAAGCAGCGGCAGCUGCAGUUCAUUUUCGACGGAUAAAUUGAUUCCUCAGACGACUGUGACGGCUCGUGAAGGGCAUGGGUUACAAUGGAGGAAUAUGAUUGACACCCUGAAGAAGAAAUCUAUGAGGAGGUUUUCGGUGAUUCCUCUUCUGACGAACUACGAGAUUAUCAGGAAGACUUCGAAGAGGAAAUUGGGUCGAGUACAGAGCCAUGACGAGGAGACGGGGAUUGAUUUUGAAGGCAUACCUUUGACCAAGCCUUCAUGGAGGAAUUUUAGUUGUGCAGAGCUUGUGGCCGCCACAGAUAAUUUCAGUGCUGAUAAUUUGGUUGGCGAAGGGGGCCAUGCAAAAGUAUACAAAGGUUGUUUAUCUGAUGGUCAGCUUGUGGCAGUAAAGAAACUAAUUGAGAAUGAGAAGGAAGAAGUGAAUGGAAUCAGUGAUUUCUUGUCAGAACUUGGAAUCAUUGCACACAUAGACCACCCAAAUGUAGCAAAAUUCCUUGGCUUCAGCAUUGAUGAUGGUCUUCAUCUUGUCCUCGAAUUUUACCCUCAUGGGAGUCUUGCUUCUGUGCUUCACGGAGGAGCAGAAUGUUUAGAAUGGAAAAUUAGAUUUAAGGUGGCCAUAGGAGUAGCAGAAGGACUGCAGUAUCUCCAUCAUGAUUGCCCACGGCGCAUCAUUCACAGAGACAUCAAAGCAUCUAACAUAUUACUCACUCAAGAUUAUGAGGCUGAGGUUUCUGAUUUUGGACUGGCAAAAUGGCUUCCAGAAAAUUGGGUUCAUCAUGUAGUAUUUCCAAUUGAGGGCACAUUCGGAUAUUUGGCCCCCGAAUAUUUUAUGCAUGGGAUUGUUGACGAGAAGACUGAUAUUUUUGCCUUUGGGGUUCUAUUACUCGAGCUCAUAACAGGUCGUCGUGCAGUUGAUUCUAGUAGGCAAAGCCUUGUGAUAUGGGCAAAACCACUGCUGGAGGAAAAUAGUGUGAAGGAAUUAGUCGAUCCUCGACUGGGAGAUUCAUAUGAUCCUACAGAAAUGAAGCGUGCUAUGUUGACGGCUUCAGAGUGUAUACACCAUCUACCCUCCAUGCGUCCACCCAUGAACCGGGUCUUGCAGCUAUUGAAGGGUGAAGAUGCGCCAACAGAGUUCAAGCAGAAGAGAAAUGCAGGAAGAGAAAUUCUCCUAGAUGCCUGUGACAUGCAGGACUACACUUGCACUACCUACCUUAACGACCUCAAUCGUCACAUGCAACUCGCAAUGGAGUAAACAUCGGUUGUAUAUACCAUCUCAGUAUCAUUGCUCCUGCUGAUGCUGCUGCUGAUGCUGAUGCUGCUGCGGUUCUCAAGAGGUGCUAGUAGUGCUCUGAUAAAACAGGGUAUUGACACAGUUUGUAUAUUGAGUACACAAUGUUUUAUUGUACCAAAAAAGUCACUUGAACUACAAAUCCUUUUCUUCACUUUCAGUGGUUUUUAGCUACUGCUUGUAUGCUCUGCUCUUUAUUUGAUUGUAAGAGCAACAUUGGUGUACUUUAAAUGAAAUUGUUGCAGAAUGAACUAGGUCAGUCAAACAUUGUCUA
Molecule: messenger RNA, 1978 nt
Organism: Tripterygium wilfordii
Lineage: Eukaryota; Viridiplantae; Streptophyta; Magnoliopsida; Celastrales; Celastraceae
Product: receptor-like cytosolic serine/threonine-protein kinase RBK1
Exons: 8
Coding region: 241-1668 (475 amino acids)
Biological process (GO): protein phosphorylation
Molecular function (GO): protein kinase activity; ATP binding
Source: RefSeq, a predicted model, not a curated record